AUGAGUCCAUUUCUUACUGCAGUUGUCUCAUUGGUAUUUAUUCAGAUAGCGUAUGGUAGUAACACUACUCUGGUUCAUCUAGUAACAGAUCAAAAAAUCACAGCAAAUAAAGCAGCUCGUUUGCUAUUUGAUUCUCAAGUGUAUGAUAAUGGACACCACUACGAUAUAAAUGAAAGGGUUAUUAGCGUCAUCAAAACAGCUAAAUACCAACUUGAGGGACAUGCUUCACUUACUGGUGCCGGUGCCCAUUCAGCUACAAUAAAAAUAGCCAAACUUUCAAAUGGACAAGAGACAAGUUUGGCCGAGUGUAAAACAUCUGAUCCCAAGGUUACAGGUAACAGAUGCAGGAUAGAGGUAGAAGACGAUUUGAAAGAUGGUGAUAAAGUAUUUAUGGAAGCCAAAGCCACAAAAGAUGCAACUUUAACCAAUGUCGAUACCUACUUGUUUUUGUCAGAAAAGCACUAA
Messenger RNA from Lottia gigantea (owl limpet), 465 nucleotides. RefSeq lists its product as hypothetical. The transcript has 3 exons. The coding region runs from base 1 to 465 and encodes 154 amino acids. NCBI's taxonomy places the organism in Eukaryota, Metazoa, Mollusca, Gastropoda, Lottiidae. The record is from RefSeq and is a predicted model, not a curated record.